CGCUCACCGCCUCUGGCGCACCAGCCCGGAGGGAGGGGGCUGCCUCUCGAGCCAGAACUGCAACGUCAAACAUCCCGGGAACCACCUCAGCCGCCCCCCGCCCCGGGCCCGCGGCGGCACGGAGCAUGGACGCGGUGCUGCUAGAGCACUUCCCCGGGGGCCUGGACGCCUUCCCGUCUCCUUACUUUGACGAGGAGGACUUCUUCACCGACCAGUCCUCUCGGGACCCGCUGGAGGACGGCGAUGAGCUGCUGGCGGACGAGCAGGCGGAGGUGGAGUUCCUCAGCCACCAGCUGCACGAGUACUGCUACCGCGACGGGGCGUGCCUGCUGCUGCAGCCCGCGCCCUCGGCGGCCCCGCACGCGCUCGCCCCGCCGCCCUCGGGGGGCCCCGGCGAGCCGGAGGACGGCGGCGGCGGCGGCGGCUACUGCUGCGACGCAGGGGCGCCCCCCGGCGGCUUCCCCUACUCGCCCGGCUCGCCGCCCGCGUGCCUGGCCUACCCGUGCGCGGGGGCGGCCGUGCUGUCCCCCGAGGCCCGGCUGCGCGGCCUGAGCGGGGCGGCGGCGGCGGCGGCGGCGGCGGCGCGGCGGCGGCGGCGGGUGCGCUCCGAGGCCGAGCUGCAGCAGCUGCGGCAGGCGGCCAACGUGCGCGAGCGGCGGCGCAUGCAGUCCAUCAACGACGCCUUCGAGGGGCUGCGCUCGCACAUCCCCACGCUGCCCUACGAGAAGCGCCUCUCCAAGGUGGACACGCUGCGCCUGGCCAUCGGCUACAUCAACUUCCUCAGCGAGCUGGUGCAGGCCGACCUGCCGCUGCGCGGCGGCGGCGCGGGCGGCGGCGGGGGGCCGGGCGGCGGCGGGCGCCUGGGCGGGGACAGCCCGGGCAGCCAGACCCAGAAGGUCAUCAUCUGCCAUCGGGGCACCCGGUCCCCCUCCCCCAGCGACCCGGAUUAUGGCCUCCCUCCCCUGGCAGGACACUCCCUCUCAUGGACUGAUGAAAAGCAACUCAAAGAACAAAAUAUUAUCCGAACAGCCAAAGUGUGGACCCCAGAGGACCCCAGAAAACUCACCAGCAAAUCUCCCUUCAACAACAUAGAAAACGAACCGCCUUUUGAGUUUGUGUCCUGAGAAGCCCCAGACCCGCCUGAGGAUCUGAUUCUGUCUCUGUGCAUAUUGUACAUGUAAAUAUCAAUAAUGUAAUUUAAGAAUCACAUUUUUCUAAAGGCAAUCAACUGUUUGUUAUUUAUCUAUUUAUUAUCCUGUCGAGUUAAUGAAAUAGACGAUCUCUUUUUAAGUAUAUAAUUUAUAUAAUUUAUCCUGAUUUUCUGAAAAUAUGCAAUAGCCUGUGAUUCCCCCCCCCCCCAGCACCUUUGGCAGAACUCUGCGUUGUUGGAAGAACUCUGGCCGGACAACUUCAUGCUAAUUUAUUGCCAGAUAUGGUUUAUUUCUAAGCGAUGUUAAUAAAUGCUAUUUACA
This is a messenger RNA of Lynx canadensis (Canada lynx), 1472 nucleotides long. RefSeq names its product pancreas associated transcription factor 1a (gene PTF1A). Lineage: Eukaryota; Metazoa; Chordata; Mammalia; Carnivora; Felidae. The record is from RefSeq and is a predicted model, not a curated record. Gene Ontology annotation, biological process: developmental process; regulation of transcription by RNA polymerase II. Gene Ontology annotation, molecular function: RNA polymerase II transcription regulatory region sequence-specific DNA binding; protein dimerization activity; DNA-binding transcription factor activity, RNA polymerase II-specific. Bases 126 to 1124 code for a protein of 332 amino acids. The transcript is spliced from 2 exons.